This is a messenger RNA of Hypoxylon trugodes, 1985 nucleotides long. RefSeq lists its product as uncharacterized. The coding region runs from base 230 to 1858 and encodes 542 amino acids. The transcript has a single exon. NCBI's taxonomy places the organism in Eukaryota, Fungi, Ascomycota, Sordariomycetes, Xylariales, Hypoxylaceae. Gene Ontology annotation, biological process: regulation of transcription by RNA polymerase II. The record is from RefSeq and is a predicted model, not a curated record. Gene Ontology annotation, molecular function: RNA polymerase II cis-regulatory region sequence-specific DNA binding; DNA-binding transcription factor activity, RNA polymerase II-specific; protein dimerization activity.
CGGGGCUGACUUGCACUAUCCUCGACAGAAUAACUGCGCCAGGCACUCCACCAUUUGCCCACCGACCAUAAAUCAAUACCCAGAAUAGUUACGUCUUGUUCGUCGCCGACAACCUCGAGUGACUAUAACUAUAAACUAUAUAACCACUACCAACAACUUACUAUUCUACCUUUGUUCUCGCUUGUCUCGAAACUCUUCCACGUCCUUCUUCCCCCCCACGCCAAACGCGAUGGCACAGCACGCCUUCAAUCAGUUUAGUGGCGGCCAGAACAAUGGUGGCGCUAGCGGCAGCGUCGACCCAAAUGAUCUGGCCAUGUCUGGUACCUACGCCGCGUCAUACUCGAAUAACUUCAAUGGAAAUAACAAUUCCUCGGGUUUCUUCGGUGAUGACGAGUUGUUAGAUACACUAGGCAGCCCGACAGACCCAAUGCCGAACCAACCUGGCAUGCACAACCAAAACCAGGACUACAAUGGGAUGAGUGAAAUGAAUAUGGGCUUCAACCAAGGCAUGUACCCAAACCACCAGGGUAGCCACGGUAUGUCUAUGGACCAGUCGCAUAUGAAUGGAUUUUCCAACACUCCAGAUGGCGACCCGAUCCAGAGCCCGUUUGUACACAGUUUCAACCAGGCGCAAUUCCACCAGAUGCAACAGCAACAUCAACAGCAGUUCGGAAACUCCCUCCAAUCGCCGAUAUCAUACUCAGGCUCCCCUUUGGCUGGAUCUGACCUCAACAACGAUGGCAACGAGCCUGGCUACCUAAACUCCAAGUCUCGCCCUCAACUUACCCACAACAUGCAACGGAAGGCUUCCAAUACCCGAAGCCCACUCACACCUAAGACUGCGACCCCAAUGUCCAACUUGAAUGUCAACUCAAGAGAGCAAUCCGGAUUCGGCGCGCAACCGAUUCGGACUACAAAUGGCCACGAAAAGUCACCCUCUGGCCAAUGGCUACAUACACCCAACAGCCUUUCUUCAUUCCCUGGUUCUGGCUUCCCCUCGCCGAUGCAACAUGGCAUGCCAAACCCCCAGAUUGCCGAUGUAUUGCUCAAGGGCGGCUCAUCUAUGCCCGCCAAGUUGAACGCGCCGCCCAAUACCGUUUCAUCGCAAGAGAUGAAGCGAAAGAGACGUCGUGAGUCGCACAACCUAGUUGAGCGACGACGCCGUGACAAUAUCAACGAGAGGAUCCAGGAUCUAAGCAAACUUGUUCCUACGCACCGGCUAGAAGAUGAGAAAAUUCGGAAGCUAAUUCAGAAUGGUACACCACUAUCUCCCAGCCUCACCGGGAUCUCUCAUCCAGCGCAAGCCACCUCAGGAUUAGCUGGCCCAGGUGCCAAACGCGCAACAGGUGUUGGCAACAUUACUACCGGCUUGCCACUUGAGGAUAAGGACAAGGGUCCUAACAAGGGUGAUAUUCUUAACGGAGCAGUCAGUUGGACAAGGGAUUUGAUGUGGAUGCUGCAUCUUAAGCUCCAGCAGCAAGAAGAGCUUAUUAGUACUAUCGUAGAACUCGGUGGUAGUGUUCCCCUCGAACUCACCGAAGAUGAGAAACGGAUGCAUUCCGAGUUAAUGGAAGCUAUGACCAAGAAUGGUCCGCACACGUUCUCAUACUCUCGGUUUGCCGGGUCUGGUCUUAGGGUCCCUCAACACACCGACUACAGAGGUGACUCUCUCAACGGGUCUGACAGCGCGAUUACUGCCACCUCUGUAAGUCCCGAUGGCCAUGAUGCUGUGGAUUUUACAGGUGGUAUGGAUGACGCCGGCCAGUUCUGGGGUGAUCCAGAUGACGAUGGCAGUGGUCCUGCCUCCAUUAACUUCAAGGAGGAAGACGAAUUUGGAAUGGACCUCUCACAUGACUAAAGGUCUUUCGGGCCUUCUACAAUCCUACCUUUUUCUCCGGCAUUUUCUGGCGUUAGCCAAGCCCUGGUAUUUCAUUCAAUUCACUACUUCGUCAUUUUGACAUUAUGGGUUGAGUUCAGAUACCCAG